Epinephelus fuscoguttatus (brown-marbled grouper) is the source of this 4246-nucleotide messenger RNA. It is a transcript of the gene capn8, whose product is annotated as calpain 8. The record is from RefSeq and is a predicted model, not a curated record. Gene Ontology annotation, cellular component: cytoplasm. Gene Ontology annotation, molecular function: calcium ion binding; calcium-dependent cysteine-type endopeptidase activity. Bases 1850 to 4090 code for a protein of 746 amino acids. NCBI's taxonomy places the organism in Eukaryota, Metazoa, Chordata, Actinopteri, Perciformes, Serranidae. Gene Ontology annotation, biological process: proteolysis. The transcript has 22 exons.
GUCUCUCCCUCCCUCCCCCGUCUGUCUCUCUCUCUUUCCCUCCCCCUGUCUGUCUCUCCCUCCCUCCCCUGUCUGUUUGUCUCUCCCUCCCUCCCCCUGUCUCUCCCUCUCUCUCUCUCUCCCUCCCCCUGUCUGUCUCCCUCUCUCCCCCUGUCUGUCUGUCUCUUUCUCUCUCCUUCUCUCUCUCUCUCUCUCCCCCUGUCUGUCUCUCUCUCUCCCCCUGUCUGUCUCUCUCUCUCUCCCCCUGUCUGUCUGUAGCGGAUGAUGUCCAUCAGUCAGUCACAGAAUCAGGAAACAAAUAAAAUCACCAGUAACGUUCAUCACAGAAUCUGUUGGCCAAAAGUAUGUGGACAGUUCAGGAGGUUUAAACUUGGAUUAAUGAGUGACCUGAAAGCUGCUAAUCAGCAGGAUGUGAUGUCACAGUUGGGUCACUGGGACGCGCUCUGUAGAUUACCUUCCUUUCACACUUCUUUAAUAUCUUUUAAGUGAUAAAAUCAACAGUGUGAUAUGACUGUUUUACUUUAACUGAAGUUUAAUUUGAAUGUUUUUAAUAUUUUCUGUCAUAAUUUCAUUGACUGACUAGAAGUGUUCGAAACAGGUCGUUAAUAAGGUCACUUUCAUUUAAGAUAUACCACCUUCAGAAAUACUGUUCAGUUAAAGUAAAACAUGUCGCUCUUUAUGUACGUUUAUUUUCAUGUAGUGACAGGAGGUCACAUGACGACAGGUCACAUGACAAGAGUCCGGGGGCCACACCUGUUGCAUUACGGGCUGAGGCUGUACGGCAGCAGAGAGCGGCAACAUGGCUGCAAAGGAAGUAUACACAGUCCCAAAAUAAUAAUAUUCUGCAUGGUCCAAGAGGCGCACAGGGUAACUGCCUCUUUGCACCUUUAUUUGGUUUCUGCCUGAUUUUAAUAUUUGUUUAUUGGCCCGUUUGGACGAGUCAGUGUAUUUUAAAAUAGCACUUAAAAAGACGUCUGAAUGAUGCGUGGACGUUAUUUUUUUGGACCGGUGUAAUUAUUUUGUUUUUUUAUGGCAGCUAGUGGCCGAACAACAGGCUGCUUUCACUUUACAGAAAUGUCCCGUUUUACCUAAAUGCAUGCAGGCUCCUGCUCAAAUGUUGACAGGUGAUAAAAUACAACAUGACAAACUUGUCUUUUUCGUUCCACUCUUAUUGUUUCAGCCGCAGAAAACAGACUUGAGUUUUCCUCUGAGACCUUUUGAAUCUUUGCUCCGCCCAUCCUGCUCAUCUCAGACCAAUCACAACGAUCGAUGACACCUUCAGUGACUGAGCGCUGAUGUUUAAAGAACCCAACUGUAUUUGUUUCAGUCACCUCACAGGAAGUACUUAGUUACUCAUAAUUGACACAAACACAUAAAAUAUUUGGCUCCAAGCAAUAUAAAAAAAAAAAAAAAAAAAAAAUACAUAUGAGAUGAAUGCAUGAGUGAAAACAUUAAAAGGUGAAACAGCUGACAUCACAGAGUCCCAUUGCUCAGCAGAGGCCUGCAGGUGCUCCACCACCACAGCACAUGCAUGUAACAUGACUACGGUUCUGUUGCCAGCGUCCACAAAGCCUGAGCUCAGUUCACUUUUCUCACAGAUGCACUGUGUAAAGGUGCGUUCACACCUGUCCUGUUUGGUGCGGUUCCUUUGUGCAGGUGUGAACACACCAAACCAACCGCACCGAGACCUUCCUGAAGAAGUCUGUCCGAGACUGAGCGGCACAUGUCUCGACUCUCACAGUGACUGUGUGUGCGUAACGGCCCGGAGCGCUGGUUACGAAGCACAUUCAAAAACCUGACUGACGUGUGUCACGCAGACAGAACUGGAUUAAAGCACACAGUGACGCUCAUGAUGCUGCUGAACAUACCGCCAUUCCUCCGAGGAGAGCUGCAGCGGGAGGACAGAGCUGUGGUAGCGUGGGCACGAGUAUCAGCGGCAGGUCCUCAUGUGACAUGUGCGUCAUCACGUUUUGAAAACAAAACGAUGGCGAACACAGCAGCAGAGCUGGCGAGGAGGAAGGCCCGGGAGGAGGACGGCAGCGGUUGUCGGGCCAACGCCGUCCCCUUCAACCAGCAGAAGUUUGAGCAGCUGCGCAGCGAGUGUCUGCAGAACGGUUCGCUGUUCUGUGACCCGACCUUCCCCGCAGACUGGGACUCUCUGGGAUACAACCAGCUGGGACGCUACUCCUCCAAAACCAUUGGUGUGGAGUGGAAACGACCCACGGAGCUGUGUUCUGACCCUCAGUUUAUCGCUGAUGGAGCGAAGAGAACAGACAUCUGUCAGGGAGCGCUGGGUGACUGCUGGCUGCUGGCUGCCAUCGCCUCUUUGACUCUGGACCCUCAGAUCCUGAGCAGAGUGGUUCCUCCCGGACAGAGCUUCAGGUCGCAGUACGCCGGCAUCUUCCACUUCCAGCUGUGGCAGUAUGGGGAGUGGGUGGAUGUGGUGGUUGACGACCGGCUGCCCACCAGAGACGGGAAGCUGCUGUUAGUUCACUCGGCAGAGGGCGGAGAGUUCUGGAGUGCGCUGCUGGAGAAAGCUUACGCCAAGGUGAACAGCUCGUACGAGGCUCUGACCGGAGGUUCGAGUAUCGAGGGUUUUGAGGAUUUCACCGGAGGAAUCUCAGAGAGCUACGACCUGAACAAAGCUCCGCCCUUCCUGUUUAACAUCAUGAGGAAGGCUCUGAAACUCGGCUCACUGCUCGGCUGCUCCAUCAACAUUUCCAGCUCAUAUGAGACAGAGGCCAUCACCCGUCAGAAGCUGGUCAAAGGUCACGCCUACUCCAUCACUGCUGCACGGCAGGUUCAUCACUAUGGUUCUGUGGUGGAGCUGCUGAGGAUCAGGAACCCCUGGGGUCAGGUGGAGUGGACCGGAGCCUGGAGUGACAAUUCGAAGGAGUGGGACGGAGUUGAGCCGGAGGAGAAGCAGCAGCUGGACCACUCUGCCGACGAUGGAGAGUUCUGGAUGUCCUACACUGAUUUCCUGCGUCAGUUUUCCCGCCUCGACAUCUGUAACCUGACACCGGACACGCUGACCAGCACUGACGUCGGACGCUGGAACUAUGCUGAGUUUGAGGGCAUGUGGAGAGUCGGCUCCACCGCUGGAGGCUGCAGGAACUACGCGGCCACCUUCUGCUCCAACCCUCAGUUCUUCAUCCGACUGGAGGACGUGGACGACGACCCUCACGAUGGCGAGGACGGCUGCACCGUCCUCAUCGGUCUGAUGCAGAAAGACGGUCGCAGGGAGAGACGCUUCGGACGAGACCUCAACACCAUCGGAUUUGCAAUCUACGAGGUUCCUGAUGAGUAUAAAGGUCGCAGUAACGUCCACCUGGGACAGGACAUCCUGCUGAGGAGGAUGGCUGUGGCACGCAGUCAGACCUUCAUCAACCUGAGGGAGGUGUGUGACCGAUUCAAACUGCCGCCCGGAGAGUAUGCCAUCAUCCCCUCCACCUUCGAACCGCACCGCAAAGGAAGCUUCAUCCUCAGAGUGUUCACUGAGAAACAGGCCCACAGUAGUCCGAUGGAGGAGGACGUCAACGCUGACAUCCAGGAGCCUGACAUUGGACACAACGACGUGGAUCCUCACUUCAAACAUCUGUUUGUCCAGAUCUCUGGAAAUGACUCUGAGAUUUCAGCCUUUGAGCUCCAACAGAUUUUGGACAAAGUUGUUGCUCAGAGAUCUGACGUGAGGACGGACGGCUUCAGCCUUCAGACCUGCCGCAGCAUCAUCAGCCUGCUGGACAUGGACGGCAGCAGUAAACUGGGUCUGCUGGAGUUUCAUCGUCUCUGGAUGAAGAUCCAGAAAUACCUGGAGAUCUUUAAGAGCCACGACUCAGAUGGUUCUGGUACGAUGAGCAGUCAUGAGAUGAGAGCAGCUCUGGCUGAAGCUGGUUUCCAGGUGAACAGCGCAGUAAUUCAGGAGAUCGUCAGUCGAUAUGCCGACAACAGUUAUGCCAUUGACUUUGACUGUUUCAUCAGCUGCCUGAUCCGACUGGAGCUGCUCUUCAAGAUGUUCAGAACUCUGGAUAAGAAGAACCAGGGGAAGAUCCAACUGGACUUGCAGCAGUGGCUGUGCCUCGCCAUCAACUGAGUGCCGCCGGCUCCAGGAGCAUGCUGGGAGUUUUCACCUGCAGCUGAUGUUCUAAUUAAAACUGUAACAGGAAGUCUGUUUCAAUGUUUUCAAAACUGUAUUCAUCUCUGAAUAAAACACGUUUUAUUACAGACAUAAAGAUUCAUUACUGAUUCA